This is a messenger RNA of Aphis gossypii (cotton aphid), 2249 nucleotides long. RefSeq names its product facilitated trehalose transporter Tret1-like. Gene Ontology annotation, cellular component: membrane. The transcript has 2 exons. Gene Ontology annotation, biological process: transmembrane transport. The coding region runs from base 157 to 1593 and encodes 478 amino acids. Lineage: Eukaryota; Metazoa; Arthropoda; Insecta; Hemiptera; Aphididae. Gene Ontology annotation, molecular function: transmembrane transporter activity. The record is from RefSeq and is a predicted model, not a curated record.
UUAAAAAGUGUGAAAACAAUAAAUUUAUGUUACUCGGGUUAUGCGUUGAAAAAAUAUUCUAAACAAAAAAAUAUCAGCAUCUAUAAUAUUUUUUUUGAUCACAAAAACCAAUUUGAAUACCUGAUCAGAUAAAUUCGUCGAAAAUUCAUCGUCAUCAUGAGUCAAAGAAGAUUAAUUUAUGCAGUCAUAACUGUGGCCGCGAGCGAGUUCGUGAUGGGCCUGUGGGCCGGGUGGCCUUCGUGGGCGCUGACGAAGCGACCGGAAGCCGACACGCCGGCCGAGUGGCUGAGCCGGGACGACCACUCGUGGGCCGUGGCGUCGUUCGACCUGGCCAGCCUGGUGAGCGCGUGGCCGGCCAGUGUGCUGGCCGAGCGGGCCGGCCGGAAGGGGUGUCUGCUGGCCGUCGGGACGGGGCUGGCGGCGUCGUUCGGCGUGCUGUACGCGCCCAGCCGGUGGGCCGUGUUCGCGGCCCGUUCGCUGGCCGGCGUCUGCAAGUCCGUGGCCUACGCGUCCGUGCCCGGCUUCAUGGCGGAGAUAUCGGCGGACAGGGCGCGCGGCCGGUUCAACCUGAUCGUGGUGCUGUCCGACUCGCUGGGCAUGGUGGCCGCCCUGUCCGCGGGGCCGCGGGUCGGCUACGCCGUCAUGAACGGGCUGUCGCUGGCCGCCGCCCUGGCGUUCCUGGUGGCCGUGUUCCGCGUGCCCGAGACGGCGCACUAUCUGCUGUCCAAGAGCCGGUUGAAGGAGGCCAGGUCGGCGCUCCGCUGGUACCGGCCGCGGUCGACCACCGCCGACAACAACCGGCGGCUCAACUGCAUUACGGCGGCCGUGCGGGACGACAUGCGCGAACCCGGCACGUACCGCGAGCUGUUCGCCGACGACGGCAACCGGGCCGCCGUGCUGCUGGUGGCCGGCGCGUGUUUCGCCCAGCGCGCCGGCGGCGUCGGCUGCGUGCUGGCCUACUCGACCACCACGAUGCCGGCCGACGGUCCUGUCCGUCCCGGCGACGUGGCCGUCGUGUUCGCCGUCGUCCGGCUGGCGUGCACCGUGGCCGCGGUGCCGCUCAUCGACGUCUACGGCCGCCGGCCGCUGCUGGUCGGCUCGCACCUGGCGCUGGCCGCUGUGACGGCCGCGUACGCGCUCUGUCUGAUGCCGUACAACAACAACCGCGACGACGACGACGGCGGCGGCGACCGCGACCGCCUGCCCGCCGACAACAAUUGGGGCCCGUCCGCGUGCGUCGUCCUGUUCUCGGUGGCCUAUUCGAUGGGCGCGGGCAUCGUGCCCGGCGCCCUGGUCGGCGAGAUGUUCCCGGCCAACGUCAAGUCGCGCGCCGUCACCGUGGUGGCCGUCGUCUCGUCGCUGGGCUCGUUCCUCAUCAACAAGGCGUACCUGCCCGUCGGCGACGCGUUCGGCGCGUACGUCAUGUUCUUCGUGUUCUGCGCCGUCAACGCCGCGUGGACCCUGCUCGCGUACCUGUUCCUGUUCGAGACCAAAGGCAUGUCGCUGUCCGCCAUCCAAGACCACCUGAACGACUACAACUCGUCUUCGUCGUCCGACAGCGAAGACGGCGCCGAUAGACCGCCGGUGGGCUAGGUGUCGUUAGGUUUUUUUUUCCCGGCCUCGGGCGACGCGUCCGCCGUACAAGCUGAUUUAUUUUUCACCACCCCCCCUCGUGGUUAGGUCUCGGUCGUCCCCGUAAAUGUUGUUUUUGAACGUCUCCGGUCACGACGACGGCUCUUACGCGCGGGUCCGUCUGAAACGUGUGUGUCACUCGUUAUUCAAACUGCAGCCAAAAUGUUUCUUUAUUUGUAAAAUCCGGUAUUCGACCCAUACCACACACUGAAUGUAAUCGCAAUCUAUUAUUGUAAUUCAAUGAACUUUGCUCAAAAACGAUUUUAUAGACUGCAAACUAUUGACCGUCCCGCGAAUGAUAUAGUUUAAAUCAAAUAAUAUUAAGUCACGCGAUGAGCUAAUUUAAAAUACAAUGUUCUUUUCAUAACUUAAUAAAUAUAUAUUUUACAGUUAUUCUUUCAAAAAUAAUAUAUACUAUAGAACAAGCGCAUUUUUAUUACACCAAAUAAUUAUUGUCUUUAUUUUUGCUAUAGGUAUAUGUUACAUUGUUACAAAGUACUUACACUUAGAUACGUAGUUGGACGACCAUAAUAUUGUAUUUAUCUUUAAAUCAUAUUUUAUAAUAAACAACUCUUAAAUAACCUUGUUACAUUAAUCUAUCGAAUAACUGCUAAUGC